CCGGCAUUGAACAUCCUUUUCAUUGCAAAAAACGCUCCUUUCCUUGCACGAGCAUUGUUUGCGCCACACUGGGCCUGGAUUAGAACUCCUCUCCCUGCGCCGUCCGAUUACAGAGGAGAGGGCCAUCGGCGUGCUAUUUUUUUUUACUCCUUUAGUAUUGUUGUAAUACUCUAAAAGCUUGAUUUCCAAGUCCCAACGCGCAAUGUUUAAAUUGCUUUUCUUAGCUGUUCUCGCCGGGGCUGCACGGGCCAGUGAUGUGCUGGAGUUUACGGAUGACGAUUUUGACAGCAAAAUCGGCGACCAUGAAAUGAUUCUUGUGGAGUUCUUCGCGCCGUGGUGUGGCCAUUGCAAACGUCUUGCCCCAGAGUAUGAAGCAGCAGCCACACGUCUCAAAGGCAUAGUCUCACUGGCAAAGGUUGACUGCACAGCCAAUACACAAGUGUGUGGCAAGUAUGGAGUGAGUGGAUACCCUACCCUGAAGAUCUUCAGGGAUGGAGAGGAGUCCGGGGGUUACGACGGACCCCGAACUGCCGAUGGGAUUGUGAGCCAUUUGAAGAAGCAGGCAGGCCCCGCCUCCGUGGAGGUCAAGGCAGUGGCCGACUUCGAGAAGUUUGUUGGAGACCGUGAUGCAAGUGUUGUAGGUUUCUUUGCUGACGGGGGCAGCUCAGCCCAGGCAGAGUUCCUGAAGUCGGCCAGCUCCUUGAGGGAAUCUUACCGUUUUGCGCAUACCAACUCUGAGGAGCUCCUGAAGAAAUACGACAUUGAGGGAGAAGGGAUUAUUCUCUUCCGGCCACCCCGCCUCAGCAAUAAGUUUGAGGAGAGCAGUGUGAAGUUCAGCGAAGACAAGAUCACCAGCGGAAAAAUAAAGCGCUUCAUCCAGGAAAACAUCUUUGGAUUAUGUGCCCACAUGACUGAGGACAACAAGGAUCAGCUGAAGGGCAAAGAUCUGCUGGUGGCCUACUAUGACGUGGACUACGAGAAGAACCCCAAGGGCUCCAACUACUGGAGGAACAGGGUGAUGAAGGUAGCCAAGGGCUUCCUGGACCAGGGGAAGAAGCUGGCCUUCGCCGUAGCCAAUAAGAACAGCUUCAGCCACGACGUGUCGGAGCUGGGCCUGGAUGCGAGCAGUGGGGAGGUGCCCGUUGUUGGUAUCCGCACCGCCAAGGGAGACAAAUACGUCAUGCAGGAGGAGUUCUCGCGUGAUGGCAAGGCUCUGGAGCGCUUCCUGCAGGAUUACUUUGACGGAAAGCUGAAGCGCUACCUCAAGUCUGAGCCCAUCCCCGAAAACAACGAUGGCCCAGUCAAGGUUGUCGUGGCUGAGAACUUUGAAGAAAUCGUGAAUGAUGACAGCAAAGAUGUUCUGAUUGAGUUCUAUGCACCGUGGUGUGGUCACUGCAAGAGCCUGGAGCCCAAAUACAAGGAACUGGGAGAGAAGCUUGUGAACGACCCCAACAUUGUCAUUGCUAAGAUGGACGCCACAGCCAAUGAUGUACCCCCGCCAUAUGAAGUCAGAGGGUUCCCCACUAUCUAUUUCUCUCCCGCUGGGAAGAAGCAGAGUCCACUGAAAUAUGAGGGAGGCCGUGAGGUCAGCGACUUCGUCUCCUACCUGAAGAGAGAGGCGACGAACCCCCCGGUGGUGAAGGAGGAGGAGAAGAAGUCCAAGAAGAAGAAGUCCGAAUUGUAAAUCCCCCUGCCCCCUGCAGCGCGAUGUGCUUAUCAUGGGAAGUGUGAAGGAGACUUUAAAUUAAAUUCCAAUCUUUAGCAUACCGCAGAACGAUCCGACCCAAGUCCUGACGACGUCCCUGCUCUGGACGGGCUGCUCCGUGAUCACGGCGGGCGGAAGGUCGCGAUGGCCAGAGAAUGUCAAUGUUAAAUGUCUCGAGAGGGGGGAAAGCAAAAAACUUUUGAAUUUGAGAUUAUUUCCCCUUUACUGUCCCUCGAAUAGAUGCACUUAUGUUUUUUGAGACCCAUUCCAGUUACAGGUUGCAUUCUUUAAUGGGGGAGGGGGGGGCAAUCAUGUGGUGAACUUUUUCUCUUUUCUUUCUGGGUUUUUUUUGUUUUUGUACCACAAGUUUUUUUGUACAUUUGGAAGAACUUAAAGAAAUAAAGGCCCUUAAACCAA
Megalops cyprinoides (Indo-Pacific tarpon) is the source of this 2122-nucleotide messenger RNA. RefSeq names its product protein disulfide isomerase family A, member 3 (gene pdia3). Gene Ontology annotation, cellular component: cell surface; endoplasmic reticulum. The record is from RefSeq and is a predicted model, not a curated record. Gene Ontology annotation, biological process: protein folding; response to endoplasmic reticulum stress. Lineage: Eukaryota; Metazoa; Chordata; Actinopteri; Elopiformes; Megalopidae. Bases 203 to 1684 code for a protein of 493 amino acids. Gene Ontology annotation, molecular function: protein disulfide isomerase activity. The transcript is spliced from 13 exons.